GGACGUUAUGAAUCCAACCCAACAAACGGUUUGUAAUUUCGUUAAGUAUCGAAGAAGAUAUGGCCAAAAUACCGGGACUGCGCCAGUGGUGGCGAGCUCCUCGCGUUGGCUAUGUUUCUUCAUCAUUUUCAUAUCGUUUCUUUCCAAAUGCUUACCGUCAACUCUCUCGUGGUUAUAAGGAACUUCCGAAGGUUAUUUCCAAGAAGAUUGGGCAUAGGAAGCUCGAAGUUGAUAGGGGUGACCGUCCAGAUUUGGUGCAGCAUCGCCCUCCUCUCGAUACACGAUCCGGGAAAACUUGGCUUCAGUGAUGAAACACGUCUUCUUGACCGGCACCUGAGUGUCCCGAGUAAAGUCUAUUUUGCAAUGAGCAAGGAUAUGCAUAAUGGGGAUGGCAAAACGGAGAUGGGAAAAACGAGUGCCAUCGCUAAGUGCAACGAUAAAGAAGUGAACCCAAUCAAAUUUGACAUCGUUC
Cuscuta campestris is the source of this 472-nucleotide messenger RNA. The record is from the annotation of a GenBank genome assembly. Lineage: Eukaryota; Viridiplantae; Streptophyta; Magnoliopsida; Solanales; Convolvulaceae.